This is a messenger RNA of Photinus pyralis (common eastern firefly), 3735 nucleotides long. RefSeq names its product kazrin. The transcript has 13 exons. The record is from RefSeq and is a predicted model, not a curated record. Lineage: Eukaryota; Metazoa; Arthropoda; Insecta; Coleoptera; Lampyridae. Gene Ontology annotation, molecular function: protein binding. The coding region runs from base 518 to 3529 and encodes 1003 amino acids.
GGUUUAGUUGCUUUCGGCGUCGGGCACCAAAUGGAUGAGUAAUAAUAUUCAAUUACACUCGGCACGAUUGUCUGUACGUCGCAAAUUCGAUUAAUAAAAAAGGCAGGACCACAGUCGGACCAUAUUAAGCGCAACAAUCAGUGAUAAAAUAAUAAUUAAUUAACCCGCGCAAUCUGCCCGCUGGUUUUUUUUGAAUUUUUCCGCUCGUCUUUCUGGCCCAAAAGCGUAUAGGGCGAUUCAAUUUAACAAUUCGCCGGUGACCCUAAUUAACGCAACGUGUUUUAAUUAAGCCCCGCAUACCAACAAGUUCGUUAAAGAAAAAUGUUUAGUGCGCCCCUUUAAUCGACGAAUUCAGUGCAAAUGUUAUUUUGAGUGCCAAAGAGUCAAUAUGGAGGGUGUGUCUGCCCCGUCCGGCCUUACGUUGACCUAAAUAUUGCCGCGCGAUCAGGGAAAUGCGACAAGAAAAUAAGAUGGCAGAAGAUACGCUGACCAUCGACCUUGCCGCCGCGACCCCGCCAUGGCGGUGUUAAUGCGCCGUCUACUCGUAGACGCUCACGGUAAGCUUCGCAGAAUGGUAGAAGAACACACCGUAAAUCUAGCGACUCGGAUAGAUUCCGAAUAUCCAUCGUCAACGCCGACACCAUCGCGAGAAUCGCUCGGCUCGAAACAUUCCGAUGCCGCGACGAACAUCUUAGAUUUUAGCGAACACGCGCCGAGCGAAGAAAACGAAAAGACCGAGGCCGACGCGAGGGACUCGGCCGUAACGGAGGCGAGACGAAGUCAGUCGCUGAACAGCGCGAUUACUUUGGAAACAGCCGACGAGAGCAAGAGCAAGAAGGAGGUGAUUAAGAAAUGCAAGUCGGCGCCGUCUAAGUCGGAAAGUCUGGAGGCGUCCGCGGAUGAGAAACCAAGCAUGGCCGUGGAAGACGCGCCGAUAAGGGAAAGUCGGGCGGAGUCUCCAAAACCUGGUUGCAGCACCGAGCAGGAUUUUGCCGUGGAAUCCACCCCGCCACGCUCCCCUCGCAGUUCCGAUGGGACCAAGGAAGAACCGUACACGCCGAUCACGGCCUCCUCGACUUCAGCGCUUAAGAAGAUGAAGCAGGAGAACGACCGGCUGCAGGCCGAAAACACGCGCCUGCGCCGUCUGGUCGUCUCGGGGGCGUCGACGGCGUUGGCUGAGCGAACGAAGAUCUCCGAGGAGGAUAUUAAUAAUCCCACCAAGCUGCAGGCGCUUGAGCUGGAGCUGCAGUUGGCCAAGGAGGCGAUAUCCGCUUUGAAAUCGGACAGAAAGCGGCUCAAGGCGGAGAAGUUCGACCUCUUGCACCAAAUGAAACAGCUUUACGCCACGCUCGAGGAUAAGGAGAAGGAGCUCAGAGAUUUCAUCCGCAAUUACGAGCAGCGGGUGCGGGAAAAUGAGACUUCACUGCAGCAGCUCUCCAAUGAGCGUGAGGAAAGGGAGCGGGAAAGGUGGAGCCUGUUGAGGCACGCGCGCGACGAAGCGGAGCGAAGUCUGUCGUUGGCGGCGCAACUCAACGCCAAAGAGUUACAAUUGCAGCAGGCUCAGGAGCACUUGCAGGAGGCUCGCCGACAGUUAACUUCGGGCACUUGCAUUUCGGACCAAGAGUCUUUAAUCUCAAUCUCUAGGCAUACGGGCAAUGGGGGCGCGUUGACGCCUGGAUCUGGUGGAAUUUUGUCGGGGCACCAUGGACUUGGCCUGCUGGCGGGUGAUAGGGGUAGUUGUAGUGCCGAUUCCGGUGUGCGCGUCAGUUCCGAUAGAGAGAGUGGUACCACGUCAAUCGGUGGCAAUUUGUCCGAUUCGACCACGGACGGAACGCCCACAAUUACAGUCGAAGGUAGCAAUGAAAUUGACUCGGUAUCGGUAGUCUCCUCGAUACCGCCCCCUCACAUGUACCAAUCAGUGUCUACGCCAAAGGAUUGCAGUCCGACGUUGUCCCCGCUGAACGCCAACUCGUUCUCGCGGUCGAUCGACUCGGGCGCUCUGUCCAGGUCCGUAGAGCAGCUAAGCUCCCCCGUGGAAACCGAGCCUCCUGCGAUAGGGCGACGCUCCAAGCAUUUGCAAAGCAGACCGAGCGGCCGCGGCGGGACCUGGGGUAGUAUUUCGAGAGUCUUCGCACGAUCGCGACAUCGGAACAAGGCCAGCUCCCUGCAAGAAAGCGACAAUAAUUACGAUCCGUAUCGGAGCUGGUCCCCACUGACCGAGGAGGGGUACGCGGAAAAAUUGAGGCUGCUCAGGGAGGCUUCCUCCAUACCGAUGGAAAGGUGGCGGGCGCCCACCGUGCUGGCAUGGCUCGAGGUCGCCCUUGGUAUGCCGCAGUAUGGCGCACGGUGCGCCGAAAAUAUAAAAAGUGGGAAGAUUGGUGAUUUACAUGGCCAGGUGCUACUAGAGCUCAACGAUAUCGAAUUGGAGUGCGGAUUGGGAAUCACGCAUCCGAUGCACAGGAAGAAGUUGCGGCUCGCGAUCGAGGAGCACCGGCAUCCGGCGCUCGUUAGGUACCCGUGCAUAGCGCAGCUGGGACACACGUGGGUCUCGAGCGAGUGGUUACCGGACCUCGGUUUGUCACAGUACUCCGAGAGCUUCGCGACGAAUCUCGUAGACGCACGAAUGCUCGAGCACCUGAGCAAGAAGGAGCUGGAAAAGUUCUUGGGGGUGACGAGAAAGUUCCACCAGGCGUCCGUCGUGCAUGGAAUCCAUCUGUUGCGGAUUAUGAAAUAUGAUCGCCAGGUUCUGGCGGUACGUAGACACCAAUGCGAGAACGUAGACGCUGAUCCCUUGGUGUGGACGAACCAGAGGUUUAUACGCUGGGCCCGCAAUAUUGACCUGGGGGAGUACGCCGAUAACUUGAAGGAUAGCGGAGUGCACGGCGGUCUCGUGGUUUUAGAACCAUCCUUCAAUGGCGACACAAUGGCAACCGCCCUGGGAAUACCCGCGAGUAAGAACAUAAUACGGCGACAUCUAACCGCCGAGUUGGAGGCGCUAGUGCUACCAGCGAGAUCCACAUUAGAACAUUAUGUGCGUGUCAAGACAAAAUCUCGGAUUCCGGGAGGAUCGCUAGGACGUUCAUUUUCCCGUUCGUGCGCCGGACUUAUUACGUCAUCCGCGGACCAAAGCAUGGAAGCGCGCAGGCAGAGUCUUCGGGGAUCGAUCAGCCGCGCCUUUGGAUUGGUUCGAAGCAAGACGGAACGCGACCAGGAGAAGCUAUCGCCAACGUCGAGCUCCGGAAGUUCAUCGGUGAUUAGCCAGAUCAGCCCGCCGCCGAUACCGUGCCGAUCCUCACACUCAGGUGGCGAAUCCCCCGAUUACGCCGUACCCUUCCACUACCCCCACGCGAACUCGUACCAGUCGAAAUUGCACAACAUUCACGAAUUCAAGGCGCAACCCACCGUUUACAUAUCACCAAGCUCGAAAGACAAGAAGGCGAACUUUCUCGGCGGAAGCCUGCAUCGCAACAAGCACAGGCGGGUGCGAAGUAUAAGCGAUAUUGAUACCGCGCACGUCGAACCCUUAUGAUUUUAAUGUUACUGUAAUAAUUGUAUUGUGAUGAAAUCCUUUAUUUUCAAACGAGGCACAGAUAUUUUAGUAUAACCACGUGUAACCGAAACCUAUUUUAUUACGCUGCUGGCGAACACUUUCAGUUUAUAAUCAAUGUUAGGCUAAGAACUUAUGGGGUGACCUUAUUGUGAUUUAUUGUGCUAUAAAAUAAAUUAUUAACUACC